AAACCCCUGCACUACGGGACCCUCCUGGGCAGCAGAGCUUGUGCCCACAUGGCAGCAGCUGCCUGGGCCAGUGCCUUUCUCUAUGCUCUGCUGCACACAGCCAAUACAUUUUCCCUACCCCUGUGCCAUGGCAAUACCCUGGGCCAGUUCUUCUGUGAAGUUCCCCAGAUCCUCAAGCUCUCCUGCUCACACUCCAACCUCAGGGAACUUGGGCUCAUUGUGGUUGGUGACUCUUUAGUAUUUGGCUGUUUUGUGUUCAUCGUUUUCUCCUAUGUGCAGAUCUUCAGGGCUGUGCUGAGGAUCCCCUCUGAGCAGGGACGGCACAAAGCCUUCUCCACCUGCCUCCCUCACCUGGCUGUGCUCUCCCUGUUUGUCAGCACUGCCACAUUUGCCUACCUGAAACCCCCCUCCAUCUCCUCCCCAUCCCUGGAUCUGGCCCUGUCAGUUCUGUACUCGGUGGUGCCUCCAGCCCUGAACCCCCUCAUC
Melospiza melodia melodia is the source of this 486-nucleotide messenger RNA. Its product is annotated as olfactory receptor 14J1-like. The annotation marks the transcript as partial. Gene Ontology annotation, molecular function: olfactory receptor activity; odorant binding. Gene Ontology annotation, cellular component: membrane. Gene Ontology annotation, biological process: G protein-coupled receptor signaling pathway. The transcript has a single exon. NCBI's taxonomy places the organism in Eukaryota, Metazoa, Chordata, Aves, Passeriformes, Passerellidae. The record is from RefSeq and is a predicted model, not a curated record.